UGAGCGUCGGCAAGGAGGCGGGAAAUGGCGUCCAGAGGCGCAGCGGAGAGGUGGACGGACAUUCCCUGAAUACGGCUGACUAGAGACGGCUUAGAGACAGCGGGCCACCCCCCCCGCGCUACAGCUACCAGGCAAACCCAGCCUCCGCGGCGACGAGAUACUGCUGCCCUUAGCACUCUUACAUGCAACGGUCAAGACGAUGAGGCUGAGAAUGCGUAAGGCUUCUCAGCAGCCGAGUCCUGCCCAUGCUCCCCGCCCAUCCAGGACCAAGCGGAGACAUUCGGAAGUGGAGGAGUGCACCCCAACGGGCGGGGGCAGAAUGGAGAAGAGUGAUACAGGGCUCCUUUCUACCAUCAAGAAGUUCAUCAGAGGAAAUGCUGUUAAGGUGGAGCAUGAGAACCCAGCCAAGCGGAGCUGCAUUGACCACCACCUAGAUGAAGACCUCAUCUCCUCCACGCCACAGUCAGCUGAUGCACUUGGCACACCCAUCCCAAGGGCCCGUCGGAGAGGGCCCGUCAAUGGAGAUGCCACCAACCAUGGUCCAAACAAACCAGCAAAGCCCAAUGGAAAACUGAAGGAGUCAGGGGAGGCUGUGAGCAGUCCCCCUCGCACCACUCUUUUGGGAACUAUUUUCUCUCCAGUGUUCAACUUCUUCUCCCCAGCCAGCAAAAAUGGCACAUCAGGCUCAGACUCCCCUGGCCAGGCAGUGGAAGCAGAGGAGAUUGUGAAGCAGCUUGAUAUGGAACAGGUGGAGGAGACCCCAACCAGCACAGCCACGUCCACAGAGACCACAAGUAUUCCUCUGUACCCUGGUAGCCAGGCCCUGUCCCUUCCCUUGCGAUCCCUGGCCCCCUCUGAUGGAGCUGUGGAGGAGGGGGAGAUGGUAACAGGCACUGACCUGCCACCUCUCACUGCCCCUGGAUCCACUGCAGACAGCAGCUACUCAGAUGCCCCACCUGCAGCCCCUGCAGAGGGCGCUUAUGAGGAGGACUGGGAGGUCUUUGACCCGUACUUCUUCAUAAAACAUGUGCCUCCGCUGACUGAGGAACAACUGACCCGCAAGCCAGCGCUCCCACUCAAGACCCGCAGCACACCUGAGUUCUCCCUUGUCCUGGACCUUGAUGAAACGUUAGUGCACUGUAGCUUGAACGAGCUGGAAGACUCGGCUCUUACCUUCCCAGUCCUCUUUCAAGACGUCAUAUACCAGGUGUAUGUGCGACUAAGGCCGUUCUUCAGAGAGUUCCUUGAGCGAAUGUCUCAAAUCUACGAGAUAAUUCUCUUCACUGCCUCUAAGAAAGUGUAUGCUGACAAACUGCUAAACAUCCUGGAUCCCAAGAAGCAGCUUGUCAGGCACAGGUUAUUCCGUGAGCAUUGUGUUUGUGUACAAGGAAAUUACAUUAAAGACCUGAACAUUCUCGGGAGGGAUUUGUCCAAGACUGUAAUAAUUGACAAUUCACCUCAAGCCUUUGCCUAUCAGCUUUCCAACGGGAUUCCCAUUGAGAGCUGGUUCAUGGAUAAGAAUGACAAUGAACUCCUGAAACUGGUUCCUUUCCUGGAAAAGCUAGUUGAACUGAAUGAGGACGUACGACCUCACAUCCGGGAACGCUUUCGUCUGCAUGACCUCCUGCCACCGGACUGAGCCAAACAUGUGAGGAUAAAGCAAGUCAAGCUCAUAGCAGCCUAAAAACUUUGGAUUACAAAAUUGCCGUCACUGUUGGAAAUUUUACCUUUUUUUAAAAAAAAAAAAUCCUACAUUGCUUUAAAAAAGAGUCAGAUUUUUUGAAGCAACACCUCUAAUUAUAGAAAUUUUUAAAUAACAGAUAAAUGUAUAAAUAUAUAUAUAUAAAUAUAUUAUAAAUAUACUCGCCUAACUGUAGACAAGACCAAGAAAGUUUCUCAGCUUUGACUGGCAUUUUUCCUCUUUGGAGCAGUUCCUUACUUUGCCUGGCAGUGGCAGAGUGUGGUGGUGUCAGUGGUGCUGCUGCUGGUGCAGACGGACUGCGCUGCACUGCGCUGCGCACUAAGGGACUGCCCUCACUAUGAUUGGUGCUUCGAGUGGGACUGUUGACACUCACUGGCUACAGACUCAACAGGAAUUGCCAGUAAAAAGACAUGUACAUAUACAUUUCCCUUUCAGAUUUUUGAAACUUUUUUUCUUUAGCCGAGGAGUAUGCAUUCCUUUUUAGUUUAAACGCUUUUUUAGACUUUGGCAAUAGAUUUAGUAUUUUACCUAAUGCUUUUUGCCAUUUCCCCUCAUCUGUCUGCCUGAAAAAUAUGUAUUUUUAUGGGGAAGGGCAAUGUGACUAGUUAAUCCAAGUCAAAUCAAAACAUGAAUUUUAUGUAGUUUCUGUAUCAAGAUAUUCCAUUAUAGUUCAAGAGAAGUAUUCUGUAUGAAAUAGUGUGGUUGAAGAAAUCAUGAUGCAGUAGAUGUCUAAACCAUGGUGAAGGCUUUAUCAUGACAAGAAUCUUCAGUGUCCAAGUAUCCCAGUUAGGCUUACACCAAGCUCCAGUCGUGUGUCCAGCUCCCACCAGGAUACCGCAAGGGCAAGUGACGCACACUCCUCUGGUCCUAUGCUCCCCUGCCAGUUGCACAGCAGCUGUCUUCAUACAGUGCAGGAGAGCUAGUGCUGAAUGGAGGAUGGAUGUAUCACACUGCAGGCAGCUGAUAGCCCACUGGUAUCUGAGGAGACUUCUAGAAUGCCCACCUUCUCUCCCCAGGGAAUAAAGUAUCUUAAGCCAACCUUACCCUUCCAUUAUAUCCACAGGCCUAUAUGGUCUGGAGGGGAGAGUUUCUGAAAGAAAACAGACCAAUGUAGCGUGGGCUGGCCAGUUGGUUUCCUUUUCACCUGUUGGAAACUCUGUAGCGCCCAUAUGUUGGUGGCACACUUCAUCAGCACAGCUGAACGCAAUCUUAUUUCCCCCCUCCAGCCUUGGUUUGUAACUUUGGGAAGUCUUUUUUUUCUUCCGGAUGAGUCUCCUGUCUGCUUCAGAGUGCUGACUUUCUACUUGUUUCACAUUCUCUUGGUUGUCAAUGUCGCCUCUUGGUCCAAGGGCCACAUACAUUUCAUGAAAAUGUGGUUCUUCAUAUAGAAGGGUGAGCUUUUGCCUGUUACUGCAAAAAUAUGCACGUAUUGUUACUGUAGGAGUCAAGAUGCAAGGAGAAAGUUGCUGGUUUAAGCUCCCCUCCCCACCACUGUUGUAGUACCAUAAUGCAAGGUACUUGCCCAGUGUUCCUCUUGCAGAAUGCCCAGCUAAGUGAAUGUCACCUAAGCAACAAAGUUGUAAUUAUGUAUGUUUUCUUCUUAACCUUUCUGUGCUCUCUCCACUUUGAGUGUUGCACAAGGGGUUGUAUAAUCCUGAUUUGUAUUUUAUUUAUUUUAACCUUCCACAACUAUUGUUAGAAAGUGUGAAGCCCCCAGAACAUGCAGUUUACUUUUAGCGUGCAAGUGGGUGACAAUCAAAAACGAACAAAACAACCCGAAGCUCUCAAAAUUUGUAUAGGGAUGGGGGGUGGGGAGGACCUGUUAACACUUUGGUUUUUUCCUGACUUGGUUUUUCCUUUGUUGUCUUAAGGUUUGUUCACAUUAAAGCAGUUAGGAAAAUUACACACCAGCCAAAGGAAAACACUGAAAAAUUUUUGGAUAUGACCCUUGUUUGGGAACCCUGGGCAUCAGACUGUGUGGAUGAGUAAAACCUUAAAAAUCAUGGUGGAAAUUACUUUGGAAGGCAUCAUUAAAGGCAAUAUCUUAUUUCAGACAGGAGAUUGUAAUGUGGUUCGAUGAAGAAUUUUAUAUUAUUCGGGAGUAGUGGAUGAUCAUUGUUUAUUCACUGGGAGGUGAGGGACAAAACACUCCAUCUAUCCUUAGUGUGUCUGUGUAAUGGGAACACACAAAAUACCAGCAGUGUUUCUUCUGAAAGUGUAACUUUCAAAAUGUCACGGAACAUGUAACGUCUAACCAUGGGUGCAGGCUGACUUUUGAAAUGUAUUUCUGCCUCGUUCCCAUCGCAUCCCUUUUAACCCUUCGGUAAACUCCAAAUAUGCAAGCUCUGACCUCCCUGUAAAGCCCAGAGAUUUUGCCCAUCUGCACCUGUGCUGACCCCUGGGGUGAGGUGUGAAGAUGGGGCUGGGGAAGGACCUCCCCUUCUUUAUUGGGUUCUGGCACUUUUCUUAUGAAGAGCUAGCUCAUUUUAUAUGAUUGUUAAAAGACUAGUAGAGAUUUUAUGGAGAAAGAUGGGGGUGGGGAAGUAUUUCAAAUGUACAACCAGUUAAUGUUUUAUUUGUAGUACUUGUUUUACUGUACAAUGGUGUUGUACAAAAUAAAUGCAGCUUCAUUUUAUAAAAAAA
Molecule: messenger RNA, 4345 nt
Organism: Scleropages formosus (Asian bonytongue)
Lineage: Eukaryota; Metazoa; Chordata; Actinopteri; Osteoglossiformes; Osteoglossidae
Product: CTD small phosphatase-like protein 2-A
Exons: 13
Coding region: 200-1639 (479 amino acids)
Molecular function (GO): phosphatase activity
Source: RefSeq, a predicted model, not a curated record